UUACUAUAUGUACUUUACAUGUGUAUCAUAUGUAUCAGUUAAAUUUCAUCUUGUAAUCUAGAGCAAGUUGUUCAUACGUUUUAUUCGUCAAACGCUAGCGCUGUCAACGUUAUAAGUCAAAGCAGUAUUAUGUGGCUAUCAUAAACUGACUGCAUUUGUUUUAUUAAUGUAAAUAUCAGACGAAUAAGGACAUGCUGUAAUCCACGUGCACUUUGGUAAUGUUGCCGACGUCAAAAUCUGACGUAACGUCCGGGUACUUUGUAGUGAUGAACAGAUGUGUAGCUGCGCUCUACUCUAAUGUUUCAAAGCCGCUUCUGUAUCAGUUUUUUUGUCACAUGUGAAAGUGCAGUUUGUAGAAUGCCCUGUGCAGUGAAGCCCCGGUUUGUGGUGCUCUAUGGAUCUCAAAAGGGCCAAGCCCAGUCCAUAGCAGAGGGGAUUGCUCAAGAGGCUGAGGAACAUGGGCUGGUUGCUGAGCUCAGCUGCUUAAACCAGAAUGAGAAGUACAAUUUGGAGCAGGAGAAUGACCCUGUAGUCUUUGUUGUGUCCACAACUGGAGAUGGGGAACCACCAGACAAUACCCUCCAAUUUGUGAAGCGCAUCAAGAAGAAGACCAUCUCUUCUGAUCACUAUAAACAUCUAUGCUAUGCACUUUUAGCUUUAGGAGACACAAAUUAUGCAAAUUUCUGCAACUGUGGGAAAACAAUUGAGCGUCGUCUACAGGAACUUGGAGCCAAACAGUUCUAUGCAACAGGAUAUGCAGAUGAUGGUGUAGGGUUAGAGGUGGUCGUGGACCCCUGGCUUGAAGGUCUGUGGAAAGCAAUCAAAGACGCCGUAUCCAAAAUGGAGUCUGAUAAAACUGGUGACUUGAAAGGGGUAACCCUCGAUGCAGCUAAGGUGACUCCUGUUCCAUCUGUACAGGAUGUCCAACUAAACCUACUAAGCCUCACUGACCACCAGAAUGGUGAGGCAGUCCAAGAAACUGACUCCAAAUAUGCAUCUGCUGCUGUAUCUUCCGCUUCUGUUACACAAACUGCCAUUUCUGAUCUUAGUCCAGCAUCUCCUACGGGGGGCCCUGGGUUGGCAUCCCCGUCUGGAGGCAUUGGCAGUGUUUCUUCAUCAGCACCGGAGGCUCAGACAGAGGCUGGUGGAGUUUCCCAUGUUGAAUUGGCAGCCUCACUGACAUGUUCCCUGCCCCCGCUGUCAGAGUCAGCUCUCAAUGUUCCAGUGCUUCCUCCUUCCUACCUGGAUGUUUCACUUCAGGAGGGGGAUGCAGUAGAGGAGAGUUUCGGACCUUUAAAUAAAAAGACUCUUUAUGAGGUGCCUAUUUCCAAAGCGGUUCAGCUCACCAGAGGAGAUUCAGUUAAGACAGCCCUUCUCGUAGAGCUGGAAAUCUCUGCUCUCCCAGAUGUGACGUAUCAGCCUGGAGAUUCUUUUGAUGUGUUCUGCCCAAACAGAGAUAGUGAGGUGGAGGAGAUGCUCCAAAGACUGGGCCUUCAAGACCAGAGAAAACAUUGUGUGUCUGUGUCUCUCAAAAAGGAUACCAAGAAAAAAGGUGCCCAGGUGCCAUCUUACAUUCCCCCGAACAUUUCACUGCUCUACCUGUUGACAUGGUGUCUCGAAAUAAGAAGCGUUCCUAAGAAGGCGUUUCUUCGAGCACUGGUUGAGCAUACUGGGGACAGUGUGCAGAAGAGGAGACUGCAGGAGCUCUGCAGUAAACAAGGCACGGCAGACUACAACCUAUAUGUGAGAGACCCAAGCCUCAGCAUUUUGGAGCUUCUCAAAGCUUUUCCAUCCUGCGUGCCUCCUCUCAGCCUACUCAUAGAACAUUUGCCAAAACUGCAGUCCAGACCUUAUUCAGCAGCAAGCUCCUGUCUUAGGCACCCAGGAAAGCUACAUUUCGUCUUCAAUGUUGUAGAGUUCCCAGCAUGCUUUGGGCGGCCUGCGGGGAGGCGAGGCUUGUGUACCGGUUGGCUAUUUGACCUCAUCAAUCCUGUCCUGGUUUUCCCUGGGAAGCCUGACUCCUCCAGCAGCCCGGCUCUGCCAAAGAUCCAUGUGAGUUUGAGACCCAACUGCUCCUUUCGACCUCCACCUGACCCAUCAACGCCUUUCAUAAUGGUUGGACCAGGCACAGGAGUCGCCCCAUUCAUCGGUUUUCUGCAGCAAAGAGAGAAGCAAAUGCAGGAGAACCCUGAGGCGGUAUUUGGCGAGACCUGGUUGUUCUUUGGUUGUCGCCACAGAGACAGAGAUUACUUAUUCAGAGAGGAGCUGUUGGGGUUUGUGUCCAGUGGUACCCUGAGCCACCUCAAAGUGUGCUUCUCCAGAGACACCCAGGAGGAGGAAGAAGAGGAGGAGGAGGAGGACAAGGCCACCAACUCUGCAGCACGACCCAGAUAUGUCCAACACAACCUGCUACUUAACAGCAGACACAUCAGGAGCAUCCUGUUCCAGCAGAACGGUUAUCUGUAUGUGUGUGGGGAUGCCAAGAACAUGGCUAAGGACGUGAAUGACACCCUGACUGAGAUGAUCAAAACAGAACUCCAGGUGGACCAACUGGAGGCCAUGAAGAGUCUGGCAAGGUUGAGAGAGGAGAAGCGCUACUUACAGGACAUCUGGGGCUGACAGCAGAUUGCUUCCGCUGAGCUUUUUUAUACCUUCAGAAAAAAUAAGCAUGCUCAGCUGUAACCUCUGGAACCAUAAAAUUGUGACUGCUAAAGCCCGGAGGUAGUUUACACCACCCAACGCUACCAAGAUGGAAUGUAGCAUGACCCGGGGAUAUCGGUUCACUACAUCAUCCUGGGCUUUGCUGUUCAAACAGAAAUGACCUUGGUCAGGGCAAUAGUGCUGGAGAUUGGUCCUGCAGUGUGAAAAAGCUUUUAGUGUAGACGAGCCUUUUCCGUUCGUCCUGUCUGCAAGAAAAGGCAUUUACUUUCUUGGGCUGUGAUGGAGUGAUUUUGAUGAGACUGAAAGUGGGGUAUCGUUUCGGGUAGAUGGAAACAACACAGCAACGAGUUGUUUUUUUUAUCGACACACACUUGAGAUUUUGUUUAUUGUCAUUCAGGGAAAAAAGAAAUGAUUUGUUUUUUUUUAAUGUCCUAACACUCACUGCCAAAUAAAUGCACCACAACUUAUCCCUGAAGCCAAAAAUGAUUAAAAAAUCAAGGUUCAGAAAUGAAAUUAGUUUGUAAUGUUUUUAUUGCUGUGAUCAAAUUUUAUCUAUUAUAAAAAAAAGCUUUUUAAAGAAAAUUGAAAUUCAUCGGAUGUAGUUAAACCCAUGUCAUCUUUGGGAAAUAAUCAAAUCACAAUAUAACAUCAGAGGGCGUCAAUCUCCAUGAUAAUGUGCGAAUGUGACCAGACUCAUCUAUCUUACUAACUUUGUUUGCGUCUGUCUGCCCACACACACCCUGCUGACUGCCAGUUUGGAGAGAGAGUGAACUCCAACUUUUCUAACACCCGCAAAACCAGCUCAAAUCUCACAAACUGUGGUGAAAACAAACACAGCUGUGCACUGUAUGAUCAGAAAUUACAGAAAUAAAAGAGA
Molecule: messenger RNA, 3538 nt
Organism: Sphaeramia orbicularis (orbiculate cardinalfish)
Lineage: Eukaryota; Metazoa; Chordata; Actinopteri; Kurtiformes; Apogonidae
Gene: mtrr
Product: 5-methyltetrahydrofolate-homocysteine methyltransferase reductase
Exons: 15
Coding region: 298-2619 (773 amino acids)
Biological process (GO): homocysteine metabolic process
Cellular component (GO): cytosol
Molecular function (GO): flavin adenine dinucleotide binding; FMN binding; [methionine synthase] reductase (NADPH) activity
Source: RefSeq, a predicted model, not a curated record